AUGGCGCGUCUCGAACGGGUUGAAGCACAACUGGGCUCUUUACAACUCUCUUCCGCCUUGAAUGGUAGCGGGAACUCAGACGGAACUCCACGGCAACCGUUUCAGAUACGCAACGUGAAGCUUGAUUUUCCCAUAUUCGACGGUACUGAGGUAUUGAACUGGAUCUUUAAAGUUGAACAGUUUUUUGAUUAUUACUCGACACCGGACAAUCAACGCCUUACCAUUGCGGCGGUGCAUCUUGACAAAGAUGUCGUACCUUGGUAUCAAAUGAUUACCCGUAACAACCCUUUCCGAUCUUGGGGUGCUUUCACACGUGCUUUGGAAUUGGAAUAUGGUCCUUCUCCUUACGAAUCUCCACGACCUACCCUUUUCAAAUUAACACAGACCUCAACGAUUAGUGAAUACUACUCCACCUUCACAACCCUUGCUAAUCGCUCCCAUGGCCUAUCACCUGAUGCAAUCUUGGAUUGUUUCAUUAGUGGGCUUAAGCCCAAGAUCCGUCGUGAUGUCAUAGCCCAAAACCCUACCUCUCUCUCUCUCUCUCACGCCCUGUCCUUAGCUAAAUUAUUUGCAGAAAAAUACACCCCCUUCACAAAACCCUACCCACAAACCACAAAGCCCAUUUACAAUCCUAGCCCACACUCUCUGACCCGACCCACCAACGCCAUUCUACCCACUCCAUCAACCCGACCCCAAACUCAAAAACCAAUUCCCAACCCUCGUCCCAUUCGCAGCAUCACCGCUGCUGAGAUUCAACUCAGGCGUAGCAAGGGCCAAUGCUUCUAUUGUGAUGACAAGUUCACACCCACCUAUCGUUGUCCAAAUAAACACUACCUCCUUCUCCAAAUUGAUGAUUCUGAUUCACCCGAGCAAGAAACAGAUCCGCCAGAUGCUGAUUCUUUACUUCAGAUACUUGAAACAGAGCACCAUCUCUCAUUUAAUGCCCUCAACGGUGCGCAUAGUGCAGGCACACUUUGUUUUCAAGGGCACAUUCAAGGAGUACAAGUCCAGGUUCUCCUUGAUAGUGAUAGCUCCGAUAAUUUUUUGCAGCCACGCAUACCUCAGUGUUUGAAAUUUCCAAUUCAACAAGCUCCUCAAUUUCAAGUUCUUGUGGGAAAUGGUAGCACAUUGACGGCUUCGGGAUUGAUUCAGGACUUACCAGUCAUGAUACAGGGUCACAAUCUCCACCUUCCAGUGUAUUUACUUCCUAUUACUGGUGAUGAUUUGGUACUAGGAGCACCAUGGCUCAAGACUCUAGGUCCUCACAUUGCAGACUAUGAUGCGUUAUUGAUUAAAUUCUACUGCAACAACAAAUUCAUCACUCUUCGAGGAGAGCAAUUCAUGGAACCGAGUCAGUCUCAAUUUCAUCAUAUCCGUCGUCUCCAUAACACACAUUCUAUUGAUUCAUCGUAUACUCUGCAAUUCCACUCUAUAGCACCAUCAUCAUCAGUAGCUACUCUUGAUAAAUUACCAGACGAUUUAGCUACCUUGUUGCACCGUUAUUGGAAGGUUUUUGAGGAACCUAAUCAUUUACCUCCACCAAGGGGUAUUAUUCAACCUAGUACUAUCCCGUUUUCAUCCCCGGUUUUGCUGGUUAAAAAGAAAGAUGGAUCAAGGCGAUUUUGCACUGAUUAUCGUGCAUUAAACGCGAUUACAGUCAAAGAUAGCUUUCCAAUACCAACGGUUGAUGAGUUGUUGGACGAACUGUUUGGAGCUGCUUAUUUUUCUAAAUUAGAUUUGAGAGCAGGCUACCAUCAAAUCUUAGUUAAUCCUGAGGAUCGUCAUAAGACUACUUUUCGUACACAUCAAGGGCUGUAUGAGUGGCUUGUCAUGCCGUUCGGGUUAUCCAAUGCACCAGCUUCGUUCCAAAGUCUUAUGAAUUCUGUUUUUCGAGACCAAUUACGCAAGUUUGUGUUAGUCUUCUUUGAUGAUAUACUGGUGUACAGCCCCUCUUGGUCUGCACACCUUGAACACUUGGAGGUUGUAUUAAGGUUGCUAGAACAACAUGAGCUAUUUGCCAAGCUUUCCAAAUGUUGCUUUGGCCUUACUUCAGUGGAUUAUCUAGGCCAUACCAUCUCAAAUCAAGGCGUUGAAAUGGAUAAAUCUAAGAUUCAAGCUGUCAUGGAAUGUCAAGUUCCGUCUUCUCUCAAACAGCUUCGAGGGUUCUUAGGAUUAUCAGGUUAUUACCGUUGUUUUAUUCGCAAUUAUGCUGCCAUUGCCUCACCCCUCACUGAACUUUUAAAAAAAUAUGCUUUCCAUUGGACUCCAGCAGCUACUGAAGCUUUCGACAAACUCAAACAGGCCAUCACACAAGCCCCAGUUUUAUCGUUACCAGAUUUCUGA
Molecule: messenger RNA, 2343 nt
Organism: Lathyrus oleraceus (garden pea)
Lineage: Eukaryota; Viridiplantae; Streptophyta; Magnoliopsida; Fabales; Fabaceae
Exons: 2
Coding region: 1-2343 (780 amino acids)
Source: RefSeq, a predicted model, not a curated record